CGCUCCCGCCGCCGCGAUGAACCACAUCGCCGCCCUCGCCGAUCGAUCUCCGACCCCGUGGCCGAGGAAGAGAUCCGGCGGCGCCGCCGCGGCCCCGCGAUCUCGCUCCCUCCUCCUCUGCACGGCCUCCCUCCUCGCCGUCCUCGCCUUCUUCUACUUCUCCUACGCCCGCGUCUCCACCUCGCUCCUCCGCGGCUCGCUCGAGGCGGAGGCGGAGGCGGCGGCGCCGCGUCCCUCGCGGUGCGAGCCCCGGGUCCGAGCCCUAGGGCAGCGGUUCCUGUCCUACGCGCCCCACAGCGGGUUCAGCAACCAGCUGUCCGAGUUCAAGAACGCGAUCGUGGCGGCCGCGGUCCUCAACCGGACGCUGGUGGUCCCGCCGGUGCUGGACCACCACGCCGUCGCCCUCGGGAGCUGCCCGAAGUUCCGGGUCCUGGACGGAGGGGAGAUCCGGCUCGCGGUCUGGGAGAGCGCGGUGGAGCUUCUGAGGACUGGGAGGUAUGUUUCUAUGGCUGACAUCAUCGACAUUUCAUCCUUAGUGUCUUCUUCAAUGAUCAGAACAAUUGAUUUCAGAGUUUUUGCAUCGAUAUGGUGUGGGGUGAACAUAGACUUGGCUUGCAACAAUGGGGCCACUGGCGAGUCGCCUUUGUUUGCUAGCUUAAAGCAAUGCGGGUCGUUUCUCUCUGGGUUUAAUGGUAAUGUAGAUGAGUGUUUAUAUUCUGUGGAUGAAGACUGUAGAAGCACGGUUUGGACAUACCAAAAUGGCAAUGACGGAGAGUUAGACUCCUUUCAACCCAAUGAACAGUUGAAGAGAAAAAAGAAGUUAACAUAUGUUAGGAGGCGCCGUGAUGUGUAUAAGGCACUUGGACCUGGUUCUCAAGCUGAUUCAGCUACUCUUCUGGCCUUUGGAAGCCUCUUCACGUCUGCAUAUAAGGGUUCGCAGCUUUACUUUGAUAUUCAUGAAGCUCCAAAGGAUCAGAGAAUACAGUCAAUAAUUGAGAAAAUUGAAUUUCUCCCCUUUGUCCCUCAAAUUCUCAGUGCUGGGAAGGAAUUUGCUCUGACAACCAUUAAGGCCCAUUUUGUUUGUGCGCAGCUGAGAUUGUUGGAUGGCCAAUUCAAGAACCACUGGAAAACUACUUUCCUUACCUUAAAAGAAAAGGUUGAGUCUUUGAGGCAGAAUGGACCUCUGCCUAUUCAUAUUUUUGUGAUGACUGAUCUUCCUGAAGGUAACUGGAGCAAGACUUACUUGGGAGAUUUGGCUGGAGAUGUUGACAAUUUUAAGCUUCAUUUUCUGCAAGAAGAAGAUGAGCUAGUGAUUCGAACAGCAAAGGAACUUGCGAAUGGGGGGCAUGGCCUGAGAGUUGGGUUUGUUCCAAAUAGUUUUGCACGAAUGGACAAACUCAAAAAGCAAUGCACUCCUCGCAAAUUAGCUGAUGUCCUUCUGUGCAUAGAGGAAGUGAUUUGCAGCUGUGCUUCUCUAGGUUUUGUUGGGACAGCUGGAUCGACUAUUGCUGAGAGCAUAGAGUCGAUGAGAAAACACGAUGUCUGUUCAAGUUAAUGCUUGUUUCAAGUCCUAACGAUUUAAUUGGAAAUUUUGCACUUCAUUGCUUGAUAUUAUGCGUUUACAUUUGGGAGCUGGUCAUGGGUUUUGUUAUUUGGUGGGACGGUUUCUUCACAUUGUGAUUUGGUAGCCUUUGGCUCUUUCUCUGAGGGAUAGUCUACAUGAUAUUCAUUUGCACCGUUCACAGCAAUGCACACAGCAUGCCCAGUUCAAGUUCUUGGUUCACUGGAUGUCAGUGUUGCAUGGUUAAAGAUAUUAUCCUUGCUGCAAGAUUUGGUCAUCAGAGGGAUCGAGUUCUUCAGGAAUCUAACUUCUUCCUCUAUGACAAGGAAAAGGGGUCCUCUCCAGUUUCUGUAAAUUAAAGGUCAUUGCAGUUAUUGUUUUGACUGGCCUGUUCAGGUUCUUUGUUGGUGAGUUGCAAGCAAUCACAGCUCAACGUAUGCGUUUUUCUCUUCUGUGGACUACUUCACUCUGGCAUUCAAUUUAUUCGUUGUAAUUACACACAUGCUCUUCCUUUUGUACUUGUGAUGAAUCUCGUUGUUUUCUGCCUUUCACCAACUUCUGCAUAUAUACAAUGUCAAGUACAAGAACUUCAUUAA
Molecule: messenger RNA, 2157 nt
Organism: Eucalyptus grandis
Lineage: Eukaryota; Viridiplantae; Streptophyta; Magnoliopsida; Myrtales; Myrtaceae
Exons: 2
Coding region: 17-1555 (512 amino acids)
Source: RefSeq, a predicted model, not a curated record